CCGAGCCGAGCCCAAGCGAGCCCGGCCGCGCUGGCUCCUUUGUCUGCAGGCGGCUGGCGGCCCCGGCCCCCGGGCCCCCGGGCCCCCAGGCCCGGGCUGUGAGAUGAAUCCCUAAUCGGGGGCUGCCGAGCAUCAGGGGCGAGGCGGCAGCGGCUCGGGCUCCGGAUGCUCUGCUUAGUGAGCUUGCCCCACCACCAUACCCUCUCAGAGUGACCAUGGAUCCUGGAGCAGGGCCUGACACGUCUCUGACUGUCAACGAACAGGUCAUUGUGAUGUCUGGUCAUGAGACAAUCCGAGUACUGGAAGUUGGAGUGGAUACCCAGCUUCCAGCCGAAAAUGAAGGCAAAGGCCUGGAGGGUAUGACAGCUGACACCUCCCAGAGUGGCGGCCCCAUCGAGGCAGAGAAAUCUACCCAAGAAACGGGGCCAGAACAUCCAGACCCCUCUGCAGAGGCAACUGUGAAAUCACUGACCGGGAUCACACCCAACCCUGUGCCCACUGCCACCACCUUUAACCAAGCACCUACCCAGCCUCCAGCACCACAGACCCUAACACCCCUGGCUGUACAAGCUGCUCCCCAGGUCUUGACUCAGGAAAACUUAGCAACAGUUCUGACAGGAGUAAUGGUUCCAGCAGGAGCUGUUACUCAACCUCUUCUUAUCCCCAUCAGUAUUGCAGGUCAAGUGACUGGUCAGCAGGGGCUGGCCGUGUGGACAAUUCCUACAGCAACCGUGGCUGCCCUCCCAGGACUGACCGCUGCUUCUCCCACGGGGGGGAUUUUCAAACCGCCCUUAGCUGGUUUGCAAGCGGCUGCUGUCCUGAACACUGCUCUACCAGCUCCUGUGCAACCUGCACCGCCCCUGCAGGUUUCCCCGCCUGUCCAGCCCCGGCCUUCUGCGGCCCAGUCCCAGACGCUGUUCCAGCCCCAGCCACUGCUGCAGACCCCACCUGCCAUCCUGCCACAGCCUGCUGCCACCCCUGCCCCCAAGCCAGCAGACACUCCUACGCAGAUCACAGUCCAGCCUGCAGGCUUCGCAUUUAAUCCAGGAAUCAUCAGUGCUGCCUCCCUUGGGGGACAGACCCAGAUCCUGGGCUCACUGACCACCACCCCAGUGAUCGCCAAUGCCAUUCCCAGUGUGCCUGGGAUCACAAGUCAGAUCUUGACCAACGCACAAGGGCAGGUCAUUGGAACUCUUCCAUGGGUGGUGAACUCAGCCAGCAUAGCAGCCCCAGCUCCAGCACAGAAUCUACAGGUCCAAGCUGUGACCCCCCAGCUACUACUGAAUGCCCAGGGGCAAGUCAUUGCUACACUGGCCAGCAGCCCUCUUCCCCCUGCAGCUGUCCGGAAGCCCAGUACCUCAGAGUCACCUGCCAAGAGUGAGGUGCAGCCCAUCCAGCCCACACCAGCUGCGUCCCAACCAGCUGUGGUCAUCAGCAGCCCAGCCCCAGCAGCCAAGCCUUCUGCCUCUGCUCCUAUCCCAAUUACCUGUUCAGAGACUCCUACUGUCAGCCAGCUGGUAUCUAAGCCCCAAGCCCCAAGUCUGGAUGAAGAUGGGAUAAACUUAGAAGAGAUCCGGGAGUUUGCUAAGAACUUUAAGAUCCGGCGGCUCUCCCUGGGCCUCACCCAGACUCAGGUGGGCCAGGCUUUGACUGCCACGGAAGGACCUGCCUAUAGCCAGUCAGCAAUAUGCCGGUUUGAGAAGUUAGACAUCACCCCCAAGAGUGCCCAAAAGCUGAAACCUGUGCUGGAGAAGUGGCUAAACGAGGCAGAACUUCGAAACCAGGAGGGCCAGCAAAACCUGAUGGAAUUUGUAGGUGGAGAACCCUCCAAGAAACGGAAACGACGCACCUCCUUCACCCCGCAGGCCAUUGAGGCCCUUAAUGCCUACUUCGAAAAGAACCCUCUCCCCACUGGUCAGGAGAUCACAGAGAUUGCUAAGGAGCUCAACUAUGACCGAGAAGUUGUGAGGGUCUGGUUCUGCAACCGACGCCAGACACUUAAGAACACCAGCAAGCUGAAUGUCUUUCAGAUUCCCUAGGGGCUUGGGGGAGAGGACCCUUCCCCUCCCCAGGGCCUGCGUUUUAGCACUUUGGAUUCUUCCCCUGGCACUUCAGCC
Gracilinanus agilis (Agile Gracile Mouse Opossum) is the source of this 2117-nucleotide messenger RNA. It is a transcript of the gene POU6F1, whose product is annotated as POU class 6 homeobox 1. Gene Ontology annotation, molecular function: DNA-binding transcription factor activity, RNA polymerase II-specific; RNA polymerase II cis-regulatory region sequence-specific DNA binding. Gene Ontology annotation, biological process: regulation of transcription by RNA polymerase II. Bases 216 to 2039 code for a protein of 607 amino acids. The transcript has 11 exons. The record is from RefSeq and is a predicted model, not a curated record. NCBI's taxonomy places the organism in Eukaryota, Metazoa, Chordata, Mammalia, Didelphimorphia, Didelphidae.